Messenger RNA from Arachis duranensis, 1606 nucleotides. Its product is annotated as U-box domain-containing protein 26. Gene Ontology annotation, molecular function: ubiquitin protein ligase activity. NCBI's taxonomy places the organism in Eukaryota, Viridiplantae, Streptophyta, Magnoliopsida, Fabales, Fabaceae. Gene Ontology annotation, biological process: protein ubiquitination. The record is from RefSeq and is a predicted model, not a curated record. The transcript has a single exon. Bases 74 to 1321 code for a protein of 415 amino acids.
ACACCUAAAGCCUAAAACUUUUUAAAACCAUACCACACAAGAAAUACACACAUAAACUCGUUCUCUCAUCGAGAUGCCUGGCAGUUUAGAACCGUUGGAUUUGGGGGUUCAGAUUCCGUACCACUUCAGGUGCCCAAUCUCGCUUGAGCUUAUGCGAGACCCGGUCACUGUCUGCACCGGUCAGACCUACGACCGUCCAAGCAUCGAGUCAUGGGUGGCUACCGGCAACACCACCUGUCCGGUAACACGAGCAACGCUAACGGAUUUCACUCUAAUCCCUAACCACACACUCCGACGGCUAAUCCAAGAAUGGUGCGUCGCCAACCGUGCUUUUGGCGUCGAGCGGAUUCCGACGCCGAAGCAGCCGGCAGACCCUUCGAUGGUUCGCUCCUUGCUCAACCAAGCUUCGUCAGAUUCCGCGCCGACUCAGAUCCGGGUCAACUCGCUCCGCCGACUCAGAGGACUCGCCCGCGACUCGGAUAAGAAUCGCUCUCUCAUUGCUUCCCUCAGCGCCGUUCAGAUCUUACUAACUGUCGUUUUCUCGUGUAACGGUUCCGACGAGAUGAACCAUGAGGCGCUUGCGAUUCUCGUGAUGUUCUCGCUUGGCGAGAAUGAAUGCGAGUUUGUUGCAUCUGAUUUGGAUAAGAUCCGGUACCUGUCAAUGCUUUUGUUUCAUAGUUCAAUGGAGGUCCGUGUUAACUCGGCCGCGUUGAUCGAAAUCGUUGCCGCCGGGACUCGGUUGCCUGAGCUCCGAUCUCAGAUUAGCAAUGUCGACGAAAUCUACGAUGGGGUGAUUGAUUUGCUACGGAACCCGAUAUCGUUCCCGCGCGCGCUCAAGAUCGGGAUCAAGGCGCUGUUCGCGCUGUGUCUUGUGAAGCAGAACCGGCACAAGGCGGUGGCAGCGGGUGCGCCGGAGGUUCUCGUCGACAGACUCGCCGAUUUCGAGAAGUGCGAUGCUGAGAGAGCGCUUGCGACGGUGGAGCUCCUAUGCAGAGUUCCGGCAGGGUGCGCGGCGUUCGCUGAACACGCGCUGACGGUGGCACUGCUGGUGAAGAUAAUACUGAAGAUCUCAGAGCGUGCAACAGAGUAUGCCGCCGGUGCGCUUCUGGCGCUGUGCUCGGAGUCGGAGCGGUGCCAGAGAGAGGCGGUGGCUGCGGGUGUGCUGACUCAGCUUCUGCUUUUGGUCCAAAGCGAUUGCACGGAGAGGGCGAAGAGGAAGGCGCAGCUGUUGCUGAAGCUGCUUCGGGAUUCGUGGCCACAAGAUUCCAUUGGAAAUUCUGAAGAAUUUGCAUGCAGCCAGGUUUUGGUGGUGCCACUUUGACACACGCCUUUUCCUUCCUUCUUUCUUUCUUUCUUUGUAAUCUCAUAAAAUUGUAAUUUUUGUUAGUUAAAAAAAAUUAUUUAGAUUAUUAAAAAAAAAAGAUGGACAUAUAAAUUGUGAAGUUGGAACUUAGAAUUAAUUCUCAGAUUUGUAGUAGAUCGAACUGUAAUUGUGUAUUAUUUUUCCCUCUGUAUAUGUAAGAAUUAUUGUGAAGAACGAAACAAAAAUCAUCGACAGGUUGUAAUUUUUGCAAGAUUGAAAAUAGAACUAACUUUUUUUUUCCCA